Molecule: messenger RNA, 1409 nt
Organism: Salvia hispanica
Lineage: Eukaryota; Viridiplantae; Streptophyta; Magnoliopsida; Lamiales; Lamiaceae
Gene: MAMYB
Product: Duplicated homeodomain-like superfamily protein
Biological process (GO): 'de novo' cotranslational protein folding; regulation of translational fidelity
Cellular component (GO): cytosol
Molecular function (GO): Hsp70 protein binding; ribosome binding
Source: RefSeq, a predicted model, not a curated record
AUAUGUUUGAAGAGUGCAAACUCUCAUUGAUUCAAGAACAGUUUUGGGUCAAGGAAAAAACCCUCCAUUCAAUUAUUUACUGCAUAUUCAAAAUUAAGUUUAAUCUCAAUGAAUGUGAAGCUAUGUUUUAGUUGAAUUUGGGCAUAAUCUGCAUCUCAAGCAUUUGAAAAAUUGAAAGAGGGGAACCAGGCUUGUUGGCUCGAAAUCCAUGGAGUUCUUAGAUGAAUAUGAGAGCAAGCCUAGGUUCAUGUUCCAAUCCAAGCAUCUCCCUGAUGAAUCUCUUCACAAUUCCUCCUCCUCCUCCUUCUCUCUCGCUUCUCUCCAUAAGCCCACCCUUUUCAUUUCCCUUUUUGUCUCUCUGCUCCUCUUCUCUCUCGCCCUAAUUUACUUCAAUUUCGAACCCCUCAAAUCGAUCCUCUUAUGGCUCUCCCUAUCCCUUCUAAUCGGCCCCUUCGCGCCCCCCUCUCUCACCGCCGGCGACAUCCGCGUCGGCGUCGGCCCGCCGCUGGAGGAAAUCCCCGCCGCUCCGAUUGAAAUCACCGAAAAACCAAGCAGAAAAUCGGCAAAAUCAACCAGGAAAGCAUCUGAAGAAACCGAGGGGAAUUCGAAUGCGAUCGAUUUAUCUCGUUUCGAUCUGCCCAAGCAGCGAUCGAACAGAUCAUCAAUUGAGGCAGUGGUUGAGGCCAAGGCGGAGGAGUGGGGCGAGGCAGACGACGAGAUGUUGAAGAAGCUGAUGGGGAAGCACCCGGUGGGGAAGCCGGGGCGGUGGGAAGCCAUAACGGAGGGUUUCAAGGGGAGGCACAAGGUGGAGACUGUGAUUGCAAAAGCCAAACACAUUGGAGAUAAGAAGGGCGGCGAUCAGGAUUCUUACGCCAAGUUUCUCAAGGAUAGGGAGAAGAGGCAUGUUGAGGAGGAGGAUGGGAUGAAGGAGAGCGGAUGGAGCGCGGGGGAGGAUCUGGCAUUGCUGAAUGCAUUGAAGGCGUUUCCUAAGGAGGUGGCGAUGCGGUGGGAGAAGGUUGCAGCUUCUGUUCCCGGGAAAACCAAGGCCGCCUGUGUUGCCAGAAUGGCCGAGCUCAAGAAGGAUUUUCGGACAUCUAAGGCUUCUGCCCAACCUUCUUCUUAGGAUUUGUUGAUUUUCUUGGAGGAAGCUACUGCUCUCUUGGGUGUGUCCUUUUUUGAUGGAUGAAGAGCAUCGUUGUUAAGAAUGCUGGAGAUGAGCAGAGUUAUAUAUGUUGCACAUUAACAUUAUCAAACGCCAAGUAUGAAUUACAGAACUCAGAUUCAAGACUUUGUCAAAGUAAUUUGAUGAUUCUAUUUCUAUACCAUACCAGUGCUACUGAUAAGUGUUACUUGACUUAUUUCAGCAUUCACUAUUAUUCAUAAUAGAUUUAUCGGCAUUUAAUAGACAA